This is a messenger RNA of Cherax quadricarinatus, 6054 nucleotides long. The record is from RefSeq and is a predicted model, not a curated record. NCBI's taxonomy places the organism in Eukaryota, Metazoa, Arthropoda, Malacostraca, Decapoda, Parastacidae.
CUAGCUAUGGGUUAGAGAUUUCAUUUGGUUAAUUAACUGCGUUUCAUUAUGGUUUGUGUGUUGUGUGAUCACGCUCCAGACUCGAGUCAGUCUGGGUAUGAAUGAUCGAGUCAGUCUAGGAAUGAAUGAUCUCAGAUAACGUGAUGUUCUUGAGAAGGGUGCAGCUAGAGUGUAUUUGUUGCUGUUCCCUGACCGUCUUCUGGUACAGUAGCUGUGUUUUCGCUGUCGGUGACGUGAUGACUGGAGUCUGCUUCGUGGGACUUUGGAACGUGAAGGCCUUGCAGUGGUUCGUUCUGGCGCCACUCUUUUUCUACCUGGUGUUGGGCACCGCCUUCCUCCUCACGGGUUUCGUUUCACUCUUCAGGAUCCGAACCAUUAUGAAGCACGACGGCACCAAGACGGACAAACUGGAGAGGUUCAUGGUUCGCAUCGGAGUGUUCAGCGUCUUGUACACAGUGCCAGCCACGGCACUCGUCGCCUGCCUCUUCUACGAGCAAGCCUACCACGAUGAGUGGAUGGUGGCGUGGCAGAGGGAGAAGUGUGGGUCACGUGAUGAACCGUGGGUCACCUACAGCAUUAACUGCCCAGCCGGCGUUGACCACAAUACUCCGCUCUCCAAGCCCGACUUCAUCUUCUUCAUGAUCAAGUACCUGAGCACGCUGGUGGUGGGCAUCACCUCCGGCUUCUGGGUGUGGAGCAGCAAGACUCUCGCUGUCUGGAAGAACUGCUACAACCGCUGCUUCGGCCGCAGGACUGAGAGUUAUGUGUGACAAUCCGCCCCCGCCUGGCCCACUAACGCCCAUGCCCUUACGCAGGGAGGAGCUGGUGCUCCUCUCACCCCACAGCCGCCCCCCUCAACCGCCACUACCACUGCUGUGGCCAGACUCCUGCCAGAGGAGGCUGUGCCCUUCAGGCCAACCCGCACACCUGAAGAAACCAACUUCUGAAGCGGGUAGGUUGUGGGCGGGUUGCUGCUGGCGGUGCCCGGGACGUCAUGGCCUCAUCCAUUGAAGUCGGUUCCUUGGGAGUUCGCGAGAGUAUUCAUGUCACAAAAACAAGGAACCGUCUUAGUAACUCGCGAGAUAGUUGCCAAUGUCCCCAAAUUUACCACUGUUCUCAUGUUCAAAAAAACAAAAAUAUUCUGGUUUAGCACUGUUAAACAAAAGACUCCCUUGGGAGGCUGCACUUAUAAUUCACUAUACAAAUAUGUUUUUGGCACUUAUCUAUUGGUGAGUAAGUUUACAAGAUCCCGGGCCAGAGCGGGAGGGUACAGGAUAUAUUGGACAGCUCCUGGGCCAGAGCGGGAGGGUACAGGAUACACUGGACAGCUCCUGGGCCAGAGCGGGAGGGUACAGGAUACACUGGACAGCUCCUGGGCCAGAGCGGGAGGGUACAGGAUACACUGGACAGCUCCUGGGCCAGAGCGGGAGGCACAAGUCGCUAUUCGGACUGCGACACUUUUUUUGUUAUUAAUUUUAGUUUUUUUUUUUUAAUCUUCCUUGUGUGGAGGGUUUGUACUUCAUUUUUAUGCAUUAUUGAGUUGAGUGACAGGGUGUGGUGUGGUGCAAUUGUCUUAUGUAACGACACACUCGUCCUCACGCACUCACACAGGAUACCACUCACGCUUCUUUCAAGUCCUCCAGUGUUGGCAUCAGACACUCGAUAUCGAGUAAUAUUAAUAAAAAAGAUACUCUUACCUGUGUACAUUAUUUUUACCCGCCACACUAGGGUGCCCUAGAAGUGUAAACACAAGGGACUUCCAGUAUACUGGACCAGUGACCGAGCUGAGUGUAUGUUGUGAGUGCGUGGACACGUUGAACACAUGAUGGGUCGGUCUGGUAGUCAAGAUCUGUCACAUGUUUGAAAUGUUUCUCACAAUGUUUACGACUAUACCAGAAUAUAACCACCAAAAGGUCUGACAAGGGACACUACCAAGACUAAUGUGUUCGGAGAGCAUGUUCGAAGUACUGUUCUAAAUUAAUUCUUCAAAUAGCAUGGUCAGGAAAGUGGUCUUAUAACCCAUCUCUUAAAAUAACGUUGGUCAAGUUGGUAAAUGGGUUGAACCAUCUAUGAAGACCACCUUCGUAAAACAACACUAGUCUGUUAAAUCUGCUGUUAUUGUUUUUAGGUUGACUUGUCAAGACUGCUGUUAAGCCUAGCAUGACACAGUUCAUGGAAUAGUCUUGACAAUUGGGUUGACACGAGGCAAAGUGAAAUCAUAUUCACCGUCUGUCUAUAUACAUACUACGCGAGACCGACCCAAAAUUUGUAUCACGUGGAACUCUGAGUGCGUCGAUGCCCUAAACUAGUCUAUGUAGAUCUUACUUCAGGUGACAAGGGCGAGGAUGCCACCACACCCGUAUAUAGCCCUUCAGGUGGUCUAUGUAGUUCCUUCUACAGGAGGUGACAAGGGCGAGAAUACUGCCACACUCGUAGUCCUUCAGGUAGUCUUUGUAGGUCCUUCUGCAGGAGGUGACAAGGGCGAGAAUGCCGCCACACUCGUACUCAGUCCUUCAGGUAGUGGAGGUGUACCAGAUGGCCCUCAGCCUGCAGGUCACGAGUGACACUGGUCCUUAUUACAAAUGUUAUUAGAGCCUCAAGUGUCCCUCGCCUGGAUGCUGAGGAUACGCCACUAUAGGUUUUAAUGCUUACUUUAAGAAUCUAAGACAUAGAAUGACAUGAUGAAAAUGUCACUAUUAAUGUAUCAUGUUUAUAGGCUCUAUGGCACAGUCAUAUCCUCGAGUGGCACUUAUGACACUGUCAUAGUCCCGAGUAACACUUGUGUGUGACACUCGUAACUUUGAGUGGCACUUGCAACACCGAGCUAUACUUUCACUCAGUCCAGCUAACAAAGAUUAUUGUUACAUAGACAAUCCGGGUUGGCAAGAUUAUGUCCCAAGUUUGUAUACAAUUUACAUGUAGACUGUAGCCCUCUAUGAACAGUGUUAAAAUACUCUUCAAUCUCAACCGAAGAGCAUUUAUGUGAAUGAUUUAACUCGUCAGACUGCCUCAUUGGUGUGAGUUUAACAUAUAAAGAUUGUUUUGUAGCAGCCACGUGAAGGUUGAUACAAAGAAUGCCUUAUACUGAAGCUUUGGGGUUUCAGCCUCUGUAGUCUGGUGGAAAGAUGAAUGAAACUGAAAUUUCAUGAGACAUAAUUGUACUUAGCUGAUAUUAAAUAUCUGAGAUGCCUAGACUGAUAAUCCACUGGCUGCCACUCUGUCACCCUUGAAGAAAUUGAGAGAUCCAAGAUGGCUGCCUAGGUGGUGGACGAUCAUUCAUGAACACGAGAAACCCAGAUCAACAUCAAUGUUGAGUAUUAUAAUAAAAUUAAUUUCUAAUAUUUUUUUUAGGCAAAGGAAGUCACCUUCGGAUGAUUUCAUUAUAUAAUAAAAUAUCCUCCAUGAUUCCACCAUCAUGAGUUAUCUCCUCUGCAUCAUCUUUCAGAUUGACCAUUGUCGUGUGGAUUAAACACCUGUCAGAUCGUUCACAUCUACAUAAGAAAGAUGAGCAGUUGAAAAUUAACUUCAAAGUGAUAAGCAGUGUUGAUCUCUGUUGCAGCUACAGUGGCUCAAUUCCUGGUGGUGCAACCCAAACACUUUGAGUUAAGGUGGCACCACAAAGACUUGGCAGGCUCGUUCUCCUCCCUUCGAAAUUUCAUUGGAUCUGCGUCUUGAGGUUUGUCCAGCCCUCCAAAAUACUAGCCUAAAAUUAGCCCUAUGCAUUUUCAUUUGAAUUCCUCAGCAGUCGGAGGCAAAAUUUUAGGUCUUGCCUAAAGAUGUGCAUUUAUUUUUUUCCCUUUCCUUGAGAGCCAAACUUAAUAAUGAAUAUCUGACAUUGUUUCUCACACUUCUUGCUGUUGCAAGUUGUAUUUGAGGCUGUUGAUUCAUGGACAACAGCUUCUGUAUCAUUUCCUGCUUCAAGAGCUUUUAUAGCCUCUACGUGUGUCACAGUAACAUAUCACUGUAUCACAACCAGUGAUCACAUGAGCUGACACUGCUUGUGAGGCUGUAUAUUUCUUAUACUCUUAUAUAUCUAUGUGUAGCAUUUGUGGCAUCUAUGUUAACCGAUGAACUUCUUUGACCUGUGGGUUCCACCAAACUGUUGUGUGGUUAGCACACUGGCCUGUGAGCCUUAGCACUUACAACUCAUCCAGUCAUUAUUAGAGCAUUCAACUUUACCGCUUAGACCUGAAAAAAUAAAAAUGUGAAAGUUAUUCAAUUAAAUUACUCAACAUUCAUGAUGCUGCAUAUGACAUUAGGAAUUUAUAGGAGACUGGUGACUGCCGUAACAGCCAUCUUGGAUUUUUCAGAUUCGUUUAAAGUGACAGAAUGGCACUGCUGGAUUAUUAACCUAGACACUCACAUUCUUUGCUAAACAAUUAGGCACCAUACAAUUACAGGCUUAACAAAAAAAUGGUUUAACAGCUAGGCUAUGAAGCCCAAGAUUUAUACGUCAACAACAGGUUUGGAAUAUAAGCUUAGUUUAGUUUAUCUUAAGCUCAACAGUCACAAGUGUAGCUGUGAGUUCACAUGAGAGAUAAUCCCACUUGUGGGACCCUGGAGAAUGUAUUUCUACACUUAAAACUGUAUUUAUGUCUGUACAAGAUUGCAGCAGUAUUUAAGGUCUUCAGUAUCAGCUGUGUUUGCCUUUCGGAUGUGCGGGACAUUGAACGAAGGGAAGAAAAACAUCCUUACCAGUGUUUAUUUUAUUAAGGCAAAAACAGACCUUUCAUGCUGGAAAAAAAAGUAGUCUUUUAAUGCUAACAUCUGUCGGCUCAUUUCUGAGUAUAUCCAAGAAAUUUUAAAUGUGGUGUAUAGAUGUGUUCCCUCAGAUUCUUGUAUUGGGAUGUAAAUAACUUUAUUUUGUCAUUGUUAACUCUUUACCAGGCAGUCCAUUGUAGUUACUGGCCUCUUUGGGUAGGCCAGUAAAUAUAUUGGCCUGCCCGGUAAAGGGAAGGAAGAGUGUCCGUACAUCCCACUUAUGAGGGUGCGUCAUGGCUGUACAGCAGAUUCCUAACAGAGAGGAGAACUCUCUGGAGUCUUAGUUUUAGUGUAACUCAGGCCGGGCUGCAAAGGGAAGAACCUUCAAAACCGGUCACAGGUAUAUCACGGGCCAAAAUUAUGUACUUGUACAGAUUCCCACUUCGAUAUGCCGCCCUGAGAAACCUUUGUUGGCAUGUUGAAGGAUUCCUGGGGCUUCAUUUGUCAUACCGUAAAAAUGACUUUGUGGUCUCUCAAGCAAGAAUCCUUAGGUGUACCCCAGGGUCCUGUUAGUGGCAGGGUCCUGUUGAACUGUUAGUGGCAGGGUCCUGUUGAACUAUUAGUGACAGGGUCCUGUUGAACUGUUAGUGGCAGGGUCCUGUUGAACUGUUAGUGGCAGGGUCCUGUUGAACUGUUAGUGGCAGGGUCCUGUUGAACUGUUAGUGGCAGGGUCCUGUUGAACUAUUAGUGGCAGGGUUCGUAUGAGUGUGUGUGGCAGGGUAAGCAGCACUCAUCUGCGCCUAGGGUGACACACAUGAACCUACAGACCAGGCUACACUGCAGCCUCUUCCAGUCUGUGUCACUUUGGUCAAGUUUGGUGAAGAGUAAUAAGUGUGUACAUGUAUGUAUGUAAGUGUGCUCAGACAGCAACAUAGCAAAGAAUACGUGGAUACGAAGAGACAACAUAAGUAAAGCGAAGUUAGAACAGAACACUGCGUGGUGUGUGGCUGGUGGCAUGGAUCAAGGUAACUGUAGUGUCUGGCUGGUGGCAUGGAUCAAGGUAACUUUAGUGUCUGGCUGGUGGCAUGGAUCAAGGUAAAUGUAGUGUCUGGCUGGUGGCAUGGAUCAAGGUAACUGUAGUGUCUGGCUGGUGGCAUGGAUCAGGAUAACCGAAGUGUGUGGCUGGUGGCAUGGAUCAAGAUAACUGUACUGUGUGGCUGGUGGCAUGGAUCAAGGUAACUGUAGUGUCUGGUUGGUGGCAUGGAUCAAGGUAACUGUAGUGUCUGGCUGGUGGCAUGGAUCAAGAUAACUGUGGUGUGUGGCUGUGGCAUGGAUCAAGAUAACUGUAGUGUG